This is a messenger RNA of Vollenhovia emeryi, 393 nucleotides long. RefSeq lists its product as uncharacterized. The annotation marks the transcript as partial. NCBI's taxonomy places the organism in Eukaryota, Metazoa, Arthropoda, Insecta, Hymenoptera, Formicidae. The transcript is spliced from 2 exons. The record is from RefSeq and is a predicted model, not a curated record.
AUGGCGACAUGGACAAAAGAAGCUGUACAAGUUCUCAUUGAUGCAUACAAGGACGAGCCUUGUUUAUAUCAGACAAGAAAUCCGAAUUAUCAUAACAAAACUCUACGUAAUGAAGCAUUAAAUCGUAUUUGUGCAAUGGUUAAUGCCAUUAGACCCAAUACAACAGAAAAAGAUUGCAGUGUUAAAUUUUAUAAUUUAAGAAAUCAAUUUAAUUCUGAGAAUGCCAAAGUGAGAACAUCAAUGAAAAGUGGUAUAGGUAGUGAAAAUGUGUAUAGACCCAAUUUAUGGUACUACGAUGCUUUAAAAUUUCUAGAGGAACAUAUAAUUCCAAGAAAAAGCAGGACAUCACAUUUACCAAAUAUUACAAAAAAUACGCCUGUCUAUUUAUCACAA